UCGGCGGAAGGCUUUCAUUAGAGCAGUGCAGAGUGAGUGAUCUGGUAGCCGCUGCUGCAGGAGGAAGGAUCGCGGUUCUACCCGUACUACCUUUCAGUUUCGCCUUAAAAUUACAUCGACCGGUUUCGCCGGACAGAUAGCGUUAAUUCGAGUGUUAGCCCAAGGUAUUGAUUGUAACACAUUUGUGAGCACUGGUCUCCAGAUAUAGAGAACAGCCGCCAUUUUAACCGAGUAUAACACGUUUUCGGUGACAGCAGCACAAGCACAACAAUGGCUCUGAAAAGAAUUCAUAAGGAGUUGAAUGACUUGGCUCGUGAUCCUCCCGCUCAAUGUUCAGCCGGACCAGUAGGAGAUGACAUGUUUCAUUGGCAGGCGACAAUAAUGGGACCAAAUGACAGUCCUUAUCAGGGUGGAGUGUUUUUCCUCACUAUUCACUUCCCCACAGACUACCCCUUCAAACCGCCAAAGGUUGCGUUCACCACAAGAAUCUACCACCCGAAUAUCAACAGCAACGGAAGCAUCUGUCUCGACAUUCUGAGGUCACAGUGGUCCCCCGCCCUCACCAUCUCCAAAGUCCUCCUGUCUAUCUGCUCUCUGCUCUGUGACCCAAACCCAGAUGACCCUCUCGUACCCGAGAUCGCCCGCAUCUACAAGACUGACAGGGAAAAGUACAACAGAAUAGCUCGGGAAUGGACACAAAAGUAUGCAAUGUAGUUCUGGAGCUCGGAUUCACGGCGGACAAACAAAUGAAUAAACAAACAGCCCACGCCACCUCUCUUGUCUCCGUAUCCACGGCGACACUCGAAAGUUUAAGAGAAAAAGAAAAAAAACAAAAGCAAACAAAAACAGGUCUCAAAUUCCAUUGGAGUGCUUUACUCCAGGCCACUCCCCCUUCCCCUCUUAGACCUCUCCCCAGCAGACAUGGUGUGUACAUACUUUCUCUGCCCCACCCACGUGACCCCACCCUCCCGGUCUUCCUCUCUACCCACCUCUCCUCCAUCUCUCAUCCUCCCAUCUCUCCCUCCCCUGACUUGCCCCAAACGCACGCUCCAUGUCUUGCUCCCGUCUCUUGUCGCAACGGCGACCAGCCCCGCCCGUUCCGAGGGUCAGUCAAAACUAGCUGGCGCAGCGCUGCGAUUGUGUUUUUCCGUAAGCAUUCCUUCAUUCGUCAUUCUGAAAGACAAGGUAAAUCCAUUAAAAAAAAAUGUUUUUUUUUUUUUUUUUUUAUAUAUAAAGUAAACAGGAUGUGCUGGGGCCUGGUGUCCAUGGAGUGGGGGAGGGGAGGGGAGUGGGGUGGGUGGGAUGGAGGGGUGUUGACGAUAUAAUGGACCUUCAUCUUCUCAUCCUUUUUCAUGGCCCGUGCUUGUAUUUGCGGGGAAGGAUGGGGGUGUUCUAUCUUUUUGUUCUCUUUCUUUCCUCUGGUUUUGCCUUUUUUUUAUUUCUUCCUAUUGUUUGGGUCAGUGGAGGGGUAUGCUGGCUUGUAUUUUGUAUAAAAUCUUUAAGGAAUUCUUUUAAAUAAAAUCAUAGCAGACCAUUUAAAGGGGGAACGACCGUUGAUCUUUUGGAUCAUUCUAAAGGACUUGAAUUCUGCAAAUAUAUAUAUUAAAAAAAAAAAUUCAUUCGCCAUAACCAUGACUGUCUGUCCUCCAUUCCCCUCACCCCUCUUUCCCACCCCCCUCCCUCACAUACAAACUCUCCCUCUCACUCACAAAACACGUGCACACACACACACACACACACACACACGCACACAUAUUCAUACAGACACACACACACACACACACAAACAAACAAACAAACAAACAAACAAACAAACAGGCAAGAUGUGGACCAGUUUAUUUAAGUCCUUAUUUAGUUGAGUCCUUGUGUUCUCUGGUUGGCUCUUGAGCCUUAGGUUGUGUUUUUGUUUUAGAAGCUAACAUGCAGCUGUGGGGGUGCGUGCUGGCCCCCUCCCCUUGCCCCCGCUCCCUGUCCCCCCCCCACCCCUCCAGCAGAGGAUCUCCUCCAAACACACACACAUACACACAUACACACAGAACUCUGUAUAUUUAAUUACCGGAAAGCUCCAUUGGGCUUUGUGUGUUGAUUAAAGACUGUGUAAUAAAAUGAUUACUAAAGUC
Molecule: messenger RNA, 2120 nt
Organism: Clupea harengus (Atlantic herring)
Lineage: Eukaryota; Metazoa; Chordata; Actinopteri; Clupeiformes; Clupeidae
Gene: ube2d2
Product: ubiquitin-conjugating enzyme E2D 2 (UBC4/5 homolog, yeast)
Source: RefSeq, a predicted model, not a curated record